CACGAAGGGCAUACAAAAUUCGGCAUGCCGAAGCGUGUUGUGAAAUUCACUUCAGAAAUGAGUCAGUCCGCGCCGGCAACCUGCAGUUCGUUUUGUUUCCCCACACGAUGAAGGUGCUUUUCGUGUGCAUUGGCAACACCUGUCGCUCGCCCAUGGCGGAGGCUGUGCUGAACCAUUUGAUAUUGAAACAACAAUUGGAGGACUGGCAAACGGACAGCGCGGGACUCCGAGAUUGGAAUGUGGGCAUAUUGCCACAGGGACGUGGCCAGCAAUUGCUGCAGCAGCAUGGCCUCAAGACAAAUCACUUGGGACGGCUGAUAACGCCGCAAGACUUUUACGAAUUCGAUUACGUGCUGGGCAUGGACGACAGCAAUCUUGAGGAGCUGCGCCAAAUGGCCAACAGACUGCAGCCCCCGCCACAGUGCAAGAUAAUGCUGCUGGGCAGUUUUCUGGGCCGCAAGGAAGAUGAGAUCAUUGAGGAUCCAUAUUUUACCCGAGGCAUGAGCGGCUUCCACGCUGCCUACGCGCAGAUCCGCGAGAGCUGCGAACGUUUUGUGCAGCUGCACAAGGGCAAGGAGCAGCAAAUAAUUAGUAAUUAAAUAGUCAAAAUAGAA
This is a messenger RNA of Drosophila subobscura, 614 nucleotides long. RefSeq names its product low molecular weight phosphotyrosine protein phosphatase 1 (gene Argp). Gene Ontology annotation, biological process: protein dephosphorylation. Gene Ontology annotation, cellular component: cytoplasm. Gene Ontology annotation, molecular function: acid phosphatase activity; non-membrane spanning protein tyrosine phosphatase activity. Bases 108 to 599 code for a protein of 163 amino acids. The record is from RefSeq and is a predicted model, not a curated record. Lineage: Eukaryota; Metazoa; Arthropoda; Insecta; Diptera; Drosophilidae. The transcript has 5 exons.